Mercenaria mercenaria is the source of this 9137-nucleotide messenger RNA. RefSeq lists its product as uncharacterized. Gene Ontology annotation, biological process: spliceosomal complex disassembly. The coding region runs from base 318 to 5603 and encodes 1761 amino acids. Gene Ontology annotation, molecular function: RNA binding; zinc ion binding; ATP binding. Gene Ontology annotation, cellular component: intracellular anatomical structure; catalytic step 2 spliceosome. Lineage: Eukaryota; Metazoa; Mollusca; Bivalvia; Venerida; Veneridae. The record is from RefSeq and is a predicted model, not a curated record. The transcript is spliced from 4 exons.
AUAUUGUAUACUAAAACGAAAGUGGGCUCAUUUUUGGAAAAUGCGAUGAGUAUUCUAUCGGAAAUUCCAGGUGAUAUACAUUUCAGAAAUUCCCGAUGAUAUAACUGGAAUUCCCCUGUGGUGCAGAGACAUGGAGCAAAAUUAAAUAAUGAAUUAGUGUCUACAUCGCAUAUCAUUUGCUAGGAUCUACAACAGAUGAAUAUAUAUUCCAACGACUUUUUGUAUGGUUUACUUUCAAUGACUGGAACACAGUAGCUGUUUGUUUAAAGAAUAUUUUGUACCGUUGAAACAACAGAAUAAACUAGACUGCAUGAAACAUGGAUACCAGAAAGGAACCAGACAAAAACACGGAAACAAAUGACGCUAAGAAACUAUCUGAAAUGACAAAAGAUUCACCGAAUAGAGUAAAAAACAUGGAAACAGACAGGAACUUCGAUGACAUAAGUCUUCGACCAAACGCAAUGAAAGGAAAACAUAAUUUUGGUAGAAGAAAUUUCAAAGAGGAAUUGCGAGGUGCACAGAGAAAGGACGGACAUAACGCAGCCUAUGACCAAAGAAGCAAUACCACAAAGAAACUUCAAGCCAAAAGAACAACUUUAUAUGUUGUUGUCUCUGAAAAGGUCACUCAAAGUCGUAACUUAAAAGGCUUUUUGCUUUAUAGAAUGGGACACCCAAAAGACCUAGACUUUGCAGUUACAAGUGUGUCUUCAAAAAAGGACGAUAGGAAUAAAAGUGUAAUUUCCUUACAGUUUGAAAGCUUCAACAAAGCUUCUCUAGGGAAACAUUUGCUCCAUAAAAGUAACAGGAAUGCUCCAAAUAAGGUGAUGUGCUUCUUGGACGCUGCAGAAGCAGAGGGACAAGUAGUUGACACAACCAAACAGAGACAAGAAAAGAUUGCAAAGGCUCAGCGGGAGAUAGCUGAAAGAGCUGAAGAUAUGAUAAGAAUGCAUGAUGCAAAAAUCAAUGACGUUCGAGAGAGACUUUCCGAUGUUGAUAAACAAAUCGGUAAUAAACACGGGGUUUCGCUAUUUGAGUACGAUAAGCUAUGCAAUGAAAAGCUGGCAUUUGAAGAUAAGUUAGAAGAAUUGGGAAGACAAAGAAAAGAAUUCAACAGGUAUAUGAAUUGUUUGAAAGAAAAACUGGAAGCGCUCAUAAACUGCGACAAGUUUGAAAAGGAAAUACAAGAAGUCAGGAAAGCGUUUGGGGUUGAGUGUCGUCGGUUUUCAGCAGCAUUACCGAUGUACGCAAGACGUGAAGAUAUACUGACGACAAUCGGGGAAAAUCAAGUGUGUGUGAUUCUCGGUGAGACCGGAUCUGGCAAGUCGACGCAGAUGGUACAGUAUCUUUACCAGGCCGGGUUUGCAGGUAACGGCAUUAUCGCUUGUACUCAACCGCGAAAGAUAGCUGCUGUCAGUCUUGCGACACAUGUUUCUUCAGAGCUUGCCUCAAGUGUUGGUCAGGUAGUUGGCUAUAAGGUAGGAAUGCAGAAGAAAAUGACUGCAGUGACAAAGGUACUGUUUCUGACUGAUCACAUCCUGCUGAAUGAAUGUUUACUUGAUCGGCUGUUGAAAAGGUAUUCAUGCAUUCUUAUAGAUGAAGCACACGAACGAAGCAUUCAUACCGACUUGCUACUUGGUAUGCUAAAGGAGGCCCUUGAUAAAAGACCAGACCUAAAGGUUAUUAUAACAUCGGCCACAAUAGACCCCGAUAUAUUUGUCAAAUAUUUUGGUGGAAGGGAUCGCUGUCCCGUAUUGAAGGUUUCUGGAAGGGCAUUUCCAGUGGACGUAUUCUGGGAACAGGAUAUUUAUUCUGAUAGGGCUUUUCCUGAAUAUUAUGAAACAAAGGCUCUUAACAAAGCGAUUGAAAUUCACAGAUCAACAGAAAUUGGCGAAGGAGACAUUCUUGUAUUUCUAACUGCAGUAGCAGAAAUAGAGAGAUGUACCGAGAAAUUAACGGAACAAAUCGGGGAUGCAGAUGUCCAGUGCUUGCAGUUACACGGUAGGCUUAAACCAGAAGAACAGCAACUGGUGUUUGAGAAAACGCCAAGGGGAAAACGAAAAAUUGUUUUCGCAACUAAUAGUGCCGAGACGUCAAUAACGAUUCCUGGUAUUAAGUUUGUUGUAGACACUGGUGUCGCAAAAGAAAUGAGAUUUGAUCCGAAGAAAAACAUGAAUUCGCUUAAUGUGGUAUCAGUCAGCCAAAGCUCAGCUAACCAACGCAAAGGACGUGCAGGAAGAACGGCGUCAGGAAUUUGCUACAGAUUGUACACAGAGGAAGACUACAUGAUGAUGGAGAAGGCUUCGAGUCCCGAGAUUCUUAGAAUACAAGUAGCACAGGCUUUACUUAAGCUGAUGGAACUUGGUGUAGAUCCGAUGAAGUUUGAUUAUGUCCAGUCACCGUCACUAGAAUCCAUGGAGUCUGCAAUGGUUGAACUGAAAUCCAUAGGAGCAGUAAAUGCGUCAGGAAUAUCGGAACUUGGUAGAUGGAUUGCGAAACUGCCUGUUGAACCAAGGUUCGGCGUACUCAUAAAGAAGGGUAUUGAUAUGGAAACCGUAACUGAAACUCUAAUCGUAGCUUCUUGUUGUAAUCAAAGUGGAAUAUUUUUUCGAGUUGGGACACUUGAAGAGAAAAAAGCCGCUGAUUUGAAAAAAAUGAAGUUUUGCCAUCAUGGUGGCGAUUUACUUACAAUGCUGAAUGUAUACAGGGAAUGGGAUAAAGUGAAAGAGAGAGAGAAAGGAAGCUGGUGCGACAACAAUAGCAUAAACGGAAAGGCAAUGAAAGGCGUUCGAGACAUGACGAACGAAAUAACUUCAAUACUGAAAAAAGAUUUAGGCCUGAAGAUAAAACAUGAGUUUAAAAGUCCAGAAGAAGCAGACAGACUGGUGCAGAGUCUAAUCUUUGAAUGUAUGGCUUCGAACCUGGGGUACUACUUAGGACAUGAAUGUGCAGGCUAUCUCAUAAUAAAUCGUUUUCAAAGAGUGAAGCUUCAUCCAUCCUCUGCAAUUUUGGCAUUGGGUCUCCAGCCAAGUUGGGUGGUUUUUAACAAAGUACUGAAAACCUCUGAAGAUUUCAUUACAGAAGUAACACCAGUCUCAAGCGAAGUUGUUAAUGAUGCGGUAGAGAAGAAAAAAGUUGGUGCUGAUUUGGAAACACUUGCGAAUCAAAGAGUAAAUCUUGCUCUGAAAAUACCCGUUGGAAAACAUGUUAUUUGGAAGUUCGUUGGUCCGAUGCACAAGAAUCGGAGGAAAGUAGAAGAAGAUAUUGGGAUAAAAUGUGAUGAAUCAUUAGUUGUCAUAGAUGCAAAUAAAAAACGCGGAGAAAUAAGUCUUUUCUGUUUACCACAGUAUGAAGAUAAAGCUUCUUAUUUACUUCGAUCAAUAAUUGAGCCAAUUCAAGAGCAAGUAAUAAAUGAAUCGAGAGAAGAAUCUAUCGGUAACGAAAGAAGUGGCAUUCGUGCAGUUUUGCGAGAGGGCGGUGGUGUAGUUGAGGUGCUGAUGCCUUAUGAAUACCGAUCACUUAAAAUAUGGCAGAAAAAAUGUAUGUAUGGGACAGACAUUGCUGAAGAUAGUAUUCGAGAAGUUUUCAGAUCAUACGGACCAGUUGAGCAAAUCUGGAGACCAACAGGGAGAAAACAACAUGAAAAUGCAUUUUGGGGAAAGGUGACUUUUACCCACCAAAAAGAUGCAGUUGUUGCCAAUCAGGACAUAAAUAAUGACACAAAUUCACAAAUAAGAUUAGAACCGAUCACAUUUGAACAACAGUCUUCUCAAGAAGGUUUCACUAUGAAAGUAACGUGGUGUCGACGACCAUCCAAGGGUCAUUGUUUUGUCUCUGUUGAGCGGCCUGAAGACCUUCCACUCCUUCUGAUGUCAUCACCGAGAGUAAACGGGAAUCUCGUCACUGUAUCGCUUUGUAAACGACAAUCUGACCUUUUCAUAAAAGGUUUGCCAUCAGAUGUCACCGAUGAUAACGUCAAAAGAUCUUUAGCAGAAGUACUUGGUCUCUCAUUUAACAGUUGUAGAGACAGAUUUCGUGUUGUUAUUCCGCGCAUGAACGUCAUCUGGAGCGCCGAUCAGCGAGUUCGUAAACAAGAGGAGCUAUCAAAAUUAGUCUUAAUGUAUGCCCAAAAGGACUCAUUCCGGAUCCAUAUCAAGGAAUGUAAACAACAGACGGUCAUGUGUACAGCUUUUGUAACUUUCUCUGAUGCACAGAUAUGCAAUGACACUGCGAAAGAGUUUAUUCAAGGGCAAUGGAAAAUUGACGGAAAUAAAAUUUACGCCAGUCUAGAGUGCAAGUCGUCUGUCCAUGUCAACAAGAAAUUGUAUCAGAUUGUGAAAGAAGAUGUACAACGGUCGAUAAAUGGUUAUGCUGAUGAUAAUUCCAAUACUUCUCUUGAGGCAAGAACUUUGAAAUCGGGACACAUAUCACUAGACAUUAAAGCAGACACUCCAUUAGAGCUUGCUAAAGCGAAAGUCAGAGUUGAUCAUAUAGUUGGCGGAGCUACUUUUGGAUAUGAGAGCAAGAAAAACAUACAGGUUAUGUUCUGUAAGAACGGAAGGCAGAAAGCACAGGAGAUUGAAACGGAAACAAAGACGUUGGUAUUCAUAGAUGAGAGAGAAAUGACAGUUACAAUACAAGGAGGUAUUUCCAAUAGGACCCGGGCUGCGGAACUGCUAGAUGAUUACAUUGCGAACCAAAAGACUAUAGUAGAAGUAGAAACUCGUAUGAAAGGCGGAAAUAAUCCUCCAGGUCUGAUGAAAGCGUUGAUAACUAAGUAUGGGAUAACAUUUGAAACCUUAAAGAAGGAAACUGAUGUAACUGGAAUACAACUGAAUUUACGUUUACAUGAAAUGACUAUUACAGGAAAAGAAGAUGCUGUAAAGAAAGCUUUGAAUGCCAUCAAAGAAAUGAGGGAAGAGAUAAUUAAAAGAUACAAAGCUACAGUUUUAGGUAACGACUUACCAGACUGUCCAAUAUGUCUGUGUCCCGUUGAAGAAUCUGACAUGUACCGACUUGAGUACUGCGGACAUGCGUAUUGUAAAGUUUGUGUGACGUCACUGAUUCAAAAUGCAGUAUUUGAUCGACAGCUUCCGGUCAUCUGCGCUGCUGAGGGCUGUGUCAAGCCUCUCGUCAUUAGAGAUAUCAAUACACAGAUUAAAAUGGGGACUGUCAAGAGGAAGGCUGUUGUUGAUUCGGCUGUUGCAUGUUUUGUCAGCAAAAAUAACAGGAAUUUUCAUUUUUGUCUCACACCAGACUGUGUAAUCAUAUACAGGGCCACUUCUAACGGGGGCAUGUUUGUUUGCCCGAUGUGUCGCAUGAAAAUCUGCACGUCUUGUCAUGCCUUGUAUCAUGAGGGGCUGACAUGUGCCAUGUACAAAAUGGCAAAGAAGGAAGGCGAUUCUGUACUCGAAUGGCAUAAAGAAGAUCCACUUCACCGGAGAAUGUGUCCAAAUUGUGGGUUUGGAAUCGAGAAAACGGGAGGCUGCGACCACAUGGAGUGCACGUUGUGCAAAGCAAACAUUUGUUGGAAAUGUAUGGCGUACUUUCCUGUAAUGAGGGAAUGUUAUGGACAUAUGGCUACAGCUCAUCAUUCAUUUGUUUAAUAUGAAGAAAGCAGAGGUCUUGGCAAGCUUUUUGAUGGUCAACUGGUUUACUUGAUUAUCUUCCACGCUGUUUUUGUGAGCACUUCAAAAUGUAUGGUAUUUAUCAUGUAUGUUUCUAUUAUCACAUUAACAUAAACAUUUUCAGUACAUAAUUAAUAUCUGAUUUUGCAAGUCAUGAUUGCAUGUAAUCCUUACUUAAUGAAAUGAUAAGUAUUGAAAUAUUUUUAAUCAUACUCGAUAUGAAAUGUCGUGAAUUUAUCUUAAAUUGAAAAGAAGAUAAAAGGUACACAUUAUUAUAAAGGGCUUCAAGUGAAUCUUUUAAUUUUGAAGAUACCAUAAGUCGGCUACAUUCUGAUAAAUGACAUUAAAGGAAACAUCAUGCGUAAUUUUUAGAUUUAUGAAUUAACCUCAAAAUUCCAUAACGUAUUUAAUUUCUAAUUAUAAAUCGUAUAUACAACUGUUUUCGAAUUAGUACAGCAGUAUUUGUUUGUAUAAAUGAUAACUCAUAUUGACUUCUGUGAGUACCGAAUAACCUAUAUUGCUAUUUCAUUGUGAAGUCACCAGCUUAGCGUCGUAUAUAACCGCUUCAGACAAGCAUCAUUUAUGGCAUAAUUGUUCAUAUAAUUAAUAGGGAGACCCACUCUAGUAUUUAUAGAUGUGAAAAUUUCGUUUAUUUGUUGUGUGCAAUUGUAUUUAUUAAUAAGCACUAUCAAAUGUAUAAAUGACAAUGUUCGGUCUGUACAAUGUUAAGCACAUGCAUUGUUUAACCGAAAAAUCGCCUUACUGUGAUAAACCACUGGUACCAGCCUUGAAAGAAAAUGACAUUUUACAUGUCAAUAGACUACCGCGAUAUAUACGAUGUUAACCAUGGUCGUGAGCGGUAAAAUAUAUAGUCACUUUCAUUCGCUCAUUUUGCAGCUUAAACGCGCAGUUCGGCAAAAUGGGUUCUAUGCAUAAUGAACAAAAUUAUGAUUCAUUUUGUGUCGUCCACUAGUCACAUUUUCUUAAUUUGUAACGUUUGCCAGACUGCGCGUUUUUUUGUGAGAACAUACGCGAUUGAAAAGGGCUUGUAUAUUUUCCCGUUUAUAAUCAUGGUUAUCACAGUUUACAUAGGGGUAGGAUAAAACAUGUACAAUGACAUUUUCUCCCUUAUCUGGUACCAGUGUGAUAGAUGUGCAAAGCUAUAGUUUAUCUUCUUAUUGUUUGCUUUGUUGUCAGCUAGAUAUUGUUUUAUCGUUUUGUUAAAUAGAUCACAUAAUUUAGUUGUUUAUUAAUCAUAUCAUGUGAUUAUAAUGAGAAAAACUUUGUGUUCAGGAAACAAUGGACAAUGCAGUAAAUGUGUACAUAUAUAAGCAUUUCAUAAACUAGUGCAGUUAAUACACUUUUUUCAGCAUACUUGAGUAAGUGUGUUCAGAUCGCGUUGUUAACUUAUCUAAAUUGCUCAGGUUGAGCUAUUAGUAAAAAUGGAUGUUCUGGCGUCCUUCGUACAUCGUACUGGGUCCUACGUUGGCUUUUUUCCGUAACCAUCUUCUCCUGUGAAAAUUCUGAUCGGAAUUACAGCAAACUUGGGUCAGUAGCAUUGCUCGGCCCUUUAUCAAAUGGUUCAGCUUUGCCCCUUUUAGGUACCGCUAGAGCUAAAAUAGAAGUACUUUUUAAACGACUUCUUGUCAUGAACAGAUUGCCGGAUUGUCAUUAAAGUUGAUCUGUAUUAUCAUUAUAUUAUAAUUUCCUCUCCCAAACAACUUUUUCUCAUAAACUGCUUCAGCUUCACGGCCUUUGAAAUCGUAAUACUUUAUACAAACUGCUUAAUGGAUUUUCAUCAAACUUUAUCUGUAGCAUCAUUAUAAGUUCCACUCCUAAAUUUGUCCAGAUGGGGUCAAUCGGUCCGCUUUAAGGGCCGCUAGAGCUAAAAUAGAAAUACCUUAUAAUUACUCGCUUGAUGAAUCUUCAUCAGACUGACUUGGUUUGUUGCAUUUCAGGUCCUCUCUAAAUUGACUUUAGAUAGGCACACUUAUUCUUGUCAAGGUUCGUUAAAGUCGGGGCACGUGGCAGGCCACUGGAGCUAAAAAGUAGAAAAUCAUUUGAACGAAUUCUCCUCAAUAAUGACUUGAUGGAUCUUCAUCAAAUUUAGUCUGUAACAUCAUUGUUCCCAAUUUUGUUCAGAUGGGUGUUGCGGGGUGGAGAGAGGGAGUGCACUUGGUCCAGUUUAGGGGCUGUCAUAGCUUACAAUAGUAGACCUUUAAACAAUUACUUGUCAUGAACUGCUUGGCUUGCUAGGGGGCGUGAGAGGUGUUGCACUUUCCAUUACCUCUCAUGAACAAACUCAAUCAAGUGCUGUUAUUCUACUUGGUUGCAUUCUGUGCUUCCAAAGAAUCUACAUACAGAUUGUAUUAUUCUUCAAACGUGGGCUUAAGCACCAUUUUAAGGUCAUCUUCCAAAUUUGUUUAAAUUGGACACAAAAGCUAAGAAACCUGUUAACAACUUCAUUUUAUAAACUGUUUUAUGGAUCUUUAUUGAACUUGGUUUGAAGCAUCAUUAUAAGAGCCUUUCCCUAUUAUGUUCACACGGGUGCACUCGGCCCCCUGUAGGGUCCAUUAGGGCUUAAAUAGGAAUACAUUUUAACGACUUCCUCUCCUGAACCGCAUUCCAGAUUUCAUCGUACUUGGUCCGUAGCUCUAUUAUAAUGUCCGAUCCCAGUUUAUUUCAAAUGGGUACACUUGGUCCAAUUUAGGGACCAUAAAAACUAAAAAUAGAAAACUCUGUUAACAACUUCUCAUUUAACGCUUAAUGGAUCCUCUCCCAACUUGGUCUGUUGUAUCAUUGUAAGGUCAUCUUCCAAAUAUGUUUAAAUGAGGGCCCAUGGUGGAUGUUCAGAAGUUAGAUCCAAAGGUCUCUGUCCUACGAUGAGCAACUGAGUCCCAUUUGGGUCUCGUGCAAUUAUUUAUAUAUAUAUAUAUAUAUAUAUAUAUAUAUAUAUAUAUAUAUAUAUAUAUAUAUAUAUAUAUAUAUAUACAUUAUGUAGUUAUUCUUAAUAUAUAAGCUUGUUCCUAAUAAUGUGUUUCAAUCUGUAAAGUUUAAUUUACAUUUAAUAUUAUGUAAGGACCUUUAUUUUAUAGACGAUCUUGAAAGCUAUUAAUUCUUUUCAAUAAUCUAAACUGAUUUGUAGAUUAUGCUCAUAUCAAUAUAAAUACAGUAAACUUCAUGUCUUUAGAUGGUGUGUUAUAUAUAGUAUAACUUAUGCCCAUAAACGCAUGAUAUGUUUUUAAAUAUUUUGUUGCAGGUGUACCAUAUGUACUGUUAAUAAAUGUUAGAAAUUUUAAUCAUACCUUUCUCCUCUUCGUUCUGUCAUUGGUUUUGCAGUAAUUCUGUGAUUCCAGCAGGUAUGCAAAUUUUGAUUCCAUACCUCAUGUUUUUAUUUCGAUGUAAAUGAGAUGUGGAACCAAAAUGUGUAGUCCUGUUUGGCGCCAUAUAACCUAUACUGUGUUGGUUCGCCGUAAAACCCAAAUAAAUAAAUAAAUAAAUUUUGUCGUUUGA